CCCAAACACACGAGACGGGUCCCAUGUCUGCAAUCCUUUCAAUUCCAUCCUCAAACCCUCCCACCAUAUCCACGUUCAAGAAUCUCGACUUCUGCUCAACCAUGGCCGAGCUCAAGCAGCACCACGCCCAAAUCGUCAAGCUCGGCCUCUCCUCCGACAACGAUGGCACGGGACGCCUCAUCAAGUUCUCCGCCCUCUCACAGUCCGGCGACUUGCCUUAUGCACUGAAGGUGUUCGCUUCAUUGCCCCAACCAGAUGCUUUCAUAUACAACACCAUCUUCAGAGCCUACUUACACGCACAAUUGCACACGCACUGCCUUUCCCUCUACUCCCACAUGCUCCAAAACUCCGUCACGCCCAACAACUACUCCUUCCCUCCCGUUAUCCGAGCGUGCGCCGCUGCUGCCGGAGUCGGAAAGCAGGUGCACGCGCACGUGAUCAAAUUCGGAUUCUCUCGAGACUCGUAUUGCCAGAACAAUUUGAUCCGAAUGUACGUCGGCUUCGAUGAAUUGGAGGCCGCGAGGAGGGUUUUCGAUCGUAUGGAGAGGAAGGACGACGUUUCUUGGACAACGAUGAUCAGUGGCUACUCGCAAUGCGGAUGGUUGGGCGAGGCGCUGCGUGUUUUCGAGACGAUGGCUGUCAAGAACUCAGCUGCGUGGAACGCUGUGAUCGCAGCUCAUGUGCAGAAUAAUAGAUUUCAUGAUGCUUUCAAGCUCUUUGAUAGGAUGAUGGAGGAGGAUGUGGAGAUGGAUGGCUUUGUUGCGGCUAGUAUGCUCGCGGCUUGCACGGGGCUAGGCGCGCUGGAGCUAGGCGAGUGGAUACAUGAGCGGAUGGAGAGUAGGGGGAUCAGGAUCGACACGAAGCUGGCGACGACGCUCAUGGAUAUGUAUUGCAAAUGUGGGCGUUUGGAUAAGGCGGUUGAGGUGUUCGAUGGGUUGCGUGUCAAGGGAGUUUCGUCGUGGAACUGUAUGAUCGGAGGGUUUGCGAUGCACGGACGAGGUAGGGAUGCGAUUGGGCUUCUGAAGAGGAUGGAGGCGGAGGCGGGGAGGCCGGAUCCUGUGACGUUUGUGAAUGUUCUUGCGGCUUGUGCACACUCGGGUAUGGUGGAGGAGGGGAGGCGUUACUUCUCUUACAUGACCGAGGCCUAUGACAUCGCUCCUAGGAUGGAGCAUUACGGCUGCUUGGUUGAUCUGCUCGGGCGGGCGGGGUUGUUGGAUGAGGCUAGGAUGGUUAUAGAUGAGAUGCCGAUGAGCCCAGAUGUUGGAGUGUUGGGAGCCCUUCUCGGGGCUUGUAGGAUCCAUGGGAAUCUCGAAAUGGCGGAGGAGGUAGGGCAUCGGGUGAUUGAGCUAGAGCCGGGGAACAGUGGGCGAUACGUGCUUCUGGCGAACCUAUACGCGAAGGAAGGGAGAUUGGAGGAUGUGGCGAGGGUUAGGAAGUUGAUGAAUGAUCGAGGGGUGAAGAAGGUGGCCGGUUCUUCAACGAUCGAACUAGCUGGUAGCGUGUGUGAGUUUGUGGCCGGCGGUAGGGCUCACCCCGAGGCUCGAGAGAUAUAUGCCAAAGUCGGGGAGAUUGUGCGUAGGAUUAGGGAUUUUGGGUAUGUGACGGAUAGUGAGGGAGUGUUGUAUGAAGCAGGUGAGGAGGAGAGUGAGAAUCCAUUGCACUACCAUAGUGAGAAGCUGGCUAUUGCAUAUGGGCUGCUGAAGACCAAGCCCGGUGACACGAUCCGCGUCACGAAGAAUUUGCGUGUGUGUAAGGAUUGCCACGAGGCAAGUAAGCUCAUCUCGGAAGCGUAUGAUCGAGAGAUAAUCGUGAGGGAUCGGAAUCGAUUCCACCAUUUCAAAGGGGGAGUUUGUUCGUGUAACGACUACUGGUGACCACCGUUGAUCGGACGAGAAACGAGAU
Molecule: messenger RNA, 1902 nt
Organism: Salvia splendens (bonfire salvia)
Lineage: Eukaryota; Viridiplantae; Streptophyta; Magnoliopsida; Lamiales; Lamiaceae
Product: pentatricopeptide repeat-containing protein At5g66520
Exons: 1
Coding region: 24-1874 (616 amino acids)
Biological process (GO): RNA modification
Molecular function (GO): protein binding; zinc ion binding; RNA binding
Source: RefSeq, a predicted model, not a curated record